AUUAAUGGACAACGAGAAGCAGAAAUAGAUGCAGUCCACGAGCUGGAAAAGCGAAGGGAUUUGCCGGUGAAUGGGGAGAUGUGGAGCUUUCUGCUUCAUCCUCUCCACCGUCGCCAGAAUAGCCAGAUCCGCCGGCCCUAACCCUAACCCUAACCCUAACCGUAUAAUUUCCAACAGCCUCGCUAAUCUCCGUCUCUCCCCUGCUUCAAAGUCCCCACACCGCUUCUUCGAUUUCCGGGGAUUUUCUGCGCUCCCAUCUCCAUCUACCAUUUACAGCAAUGAAUUUGAUUACAGUGGCCAUAGUUUUGAGGAUAAUUACGCCUUGGAGUACAUGGAAGAUGCGGGUACAGGAAAGAUCCCCAUCAAAGCUUACUUUCUCUGCACCAGUAUUGAUUUGAAGGGCAUGCACGCUGAGAAUUCAAGCAAUGUUAUUCCUCCUACCUCUCGCUCGUCAAAUUAUAUUGCUCUCAGAUUUUGCAAUUUCCCUUCAAAAACUACUGGCAUUAGACAUGAAGGGGAUGAGAGCUGUUGCUGUUAUAUGGUUGUAUUCCAAUAUGGGUCUGCUGUCCUGUUUAACGUUGAGGAUCAUGAUGCUGAAGCAUUUUUGGAAAUUAUUAGAAGACAUGCUUCUGGAUUGCUCCCAGAGAUGAGGAAGGAUGAUUAUGCUGUAAAAGAGAUGCCAUUAUUGGUUGAGGAUAUGCAAGGAGGCCCUGACUUCAUUGUUCUUAAAAAUAUUGAUACUGAUAGUAUUCGAAUAAUUGGCAGCGUGCUUGGUCAAAGUAUUGCUUUAGAUUAUUUUGUAUCACAGGUUGACUCUAUGGUUGAAGAAUUUACAGAUAUAAAUCGUGGAAUGGAAAAAACUGGUACUUUCACAAUGAAUAGGAAGAAGCUUUUUAAACUAGUUGGAAAGGCAAAUUCGAAUCUUGCUGAUGUGAUUCUCAAAGUGGGUCUUUUUGAUAGGUCAGAAAUUGCUUGGAGAGAUGCAAAAUAUGCUCAAAUAUAUGAGUACCUCCGGGAGGAGUAUGAAGUUGCACAACGGUUUGGAAACCUCGAUUUCAAAUUGAAAUUUGUGGAGCACAACAUUCAUUUCCUUCAAGAAGUCCUCCAAAACAGGAGGUCAGAUCUCCUGGAAUGGUGCAUCAUAUUCUUGCUGAGCAUUGAGAAUGUUAUAUCAGUAUAUGAGAUAGUUCAUGAUUCAACCAUAGUUCCGGUGUGAUCUCGAACCACACAGAUUCAUUUCUUCUUCUUAAUCCAUAGAGCUAAUUUAAGUUAUUGACUGGGAGCCUUGGUCCCCAUCCAUAAGAUAUUAUUAUUAUUUUUUUAAUUUUGUGACUGAAAAGUGAGGGAUUCUUGCCGCCGAAAUAAUUGUUUUGUAAAGCAAACGUGAGACUGCCGAGCAUGAGCAUUUAGAACUAAUACAAGUUAUUGUAUCAAAAUAAUUGAAUAGAGCCCUAUUUGUUGUUCCAGAAUAAGAAGUAAAAAGAAGGGAAUAGAGCUGUGUUUGUUUUGAGUUUUAA
Diospyros lotus (date-plum) is the source of this 1517-nucleotide messenger RNA. RefSeq names its product protein RETARDED ROOT GROWTH, mitochondrial. The transcript is spliced from 7 exons. Bases 71 to 1216 code for a protein of 381 amino acids. Lineage: Eukaryota; Viridiplantae; Streptophyta; Magnoliopsida; Ericales; Ebenaceae. The record is from RefSeq and is a predicted model, not a curated record.